ACAACUUUGUCAAACGUCAAAUUAAUAUUUUCAUUGAAAUCUCUUGUCAAAUCGCACACGCAUUGAAAAUAUUGAAAAAAUAUUUCCUGUAUUAUUUCACCAAAAAGUUUUUCGUUUGCCUUAAUUAGACACAUUACUUAUUUUCAUCCGCCGAAUACUGUAUAUAUAGUGAUACUAUCUAAAAUACUUUCUAAAAUGUCUGACAACAAGGAAAUUAUCCCUGAUGCCAAAGUCUCUUCCAACGAUGAGCAAAAUGCCAAAGAAAUCGUAGAGGUUGGUACUGUCAUUGAAGAUAAGGUUCAAUCUAUCACAAGUGAGGAAUCUGAAGACGAGGCAAGUGUUGAAAAAAUCGAUUAUGCAGAUUUUGCAUCAGACACUGAGGAAAGUACUAUUGAUUCUAAUGAAAGCAUUAUCGCCAAUUAUGGAUCAGCUGAUGAAAAUGCGGACGGUGGGGAUUUUUUCAGCGCUGACGGACAUUUGUCCUCACCUAAAGGUAUUGAAAAGGCUUCGGCUAAUGAUGGUGCUAGCUGCGACGAUACGCUUUUAUUGGAGGAUCAAACCAAGUUGGGUAUUGAUUAUGAAAAUGCCGACGGAACUGCCAAUAGUAUUACCAUAGUAUUUGACAAAAUUUGUGUUGAACCGGUAGUUGCAGAUUCUGUCGAAAAUCCAAUUGGGUCCACAAGUUUUAAGGCUGAGCAAAAUGAGGCAGAACCAAAUAGCAUUGGAAAAAACGUUACUAAAUGUGAUUAAACGCUAAAAUGUGAGCUGAUGUGAAUUUAGCUUAAUAAAUAAAAUAAAUCAACAAUGAGAACAAAAUAAUGCUUGUGUAUAUUUUAUCCUUAUUAAAUUGAUGUCAUUCUAGACACCGAAACCAAUAAAAAAUUAAUUGGAUAGUGGUCAAUCUAAAGUAUUUUCGA
Molecule: messenger RNA, 917 nt
Organism: Teleopsis dalmanni
Lineage: Eukaryota; Metazoa; Arthropoda; Insecta; Diptera; Diopsidae
Exons: 2
Coding region: 196-750 (184 amino acids)
Source: RefSeq, a predicted model, not a curated record